AUGCUUGCGAUUGACUUGGCCAUGGAGAUCGAUGUGGGUGGUGGACCUCUGGUGUCAAUUUUCGAGAGCGACCAACCAGGCAUGUUGGACCGCUCAGGCAAGGCUUCUUUGUCCGGGUUAUCGAUGAACAAGACUCCACAAUCAGAGUAUUAUUUGGAGGAUGAGACCAUUUUCUACAAUCUGGGCAAGUGCUCUCGGACAAAGAACCCAGGACGUGUUCCGAUGCUGCUGCUGCAUCGUGAUGAUGGUGCAUGUGUACCGUUCAUCCACACUACUACAAAGCUUCUAUUGGUGCAACAACAAUGCCGAAUCGGCAGUUGA
This is a messenger RNA of Pochonia chlamydosporia 170, 321 nucleotides long. RefSeq lists its product as hypothetical. NCBI's taxonomy places the organism in Eukaryota, Fungi, Ascomycota, Sordariomycetes, Hypocreales, Clavicipitaceae. The transcript has a single exon. Bases 1 to 321 code for a protein of 106 amino acids. The record is from RefSeq and is a predicted model, not a curated record.